Setaria italica (foxtail millet) is the source of this 3295-nucleotide messenger RNA. RefSeq lists its product as uncharacterized. Lineage: Eukaryota; Viridiplantae; Streptophyta; Magnoliopsida; Poales; Poaceae. The record is from RefSeq and is a predicted model, not a curated record. The transcript has 6 exons. Bases 227 to 2899 code for a protein of 890 amino acids.
CCCACGCACGCGCGCACCCCACCCACCCCACGUCUCGCUCUCCCCACCCCACCUCCCGCUACAGCGCCGGUGGGGGGCCCCCGCGGCUGCCGGCGACCGGGCGCCGCCGCCGUCGCCGUUGUCGUUCCUCGCCGCCCCCGCAUUCUCGAACUGGCAUUUGCCAUGAUUUAGCGGAGGCAAUUUUCUUCGCAGCUGCUUCCGGGGUGGUGGACUGAAGGAAUAAAGAAUGAUCAACCUCUUUGAUUUGAGCGUUGGAGCCAGCGCCAAGGUCGCCUCAAGAGAUGGCUCUCCGGUGAGAGGAACUCAAUCAGAACGGAAGGAGUACGCUGGAUCAAAGACACAUGAUCCAUGCCGGCAGGUGACUGGCUGCACAAGGAGGAGCUCGUCGGAUAGGUCAGGUGGCACGCCAAUGAAAAUGCUGAUAGCUCAGGAAAUGGCAAAGGAGGGGGACGCAAAUCAGAAGACUACUAAUGUUGUAGCAAGGCUGAUGGGGCUUGACGAUAAUGCGGAUCUUCCUAAGCCUCUGCCUUCAAACAGGAGGACUUUCCCGGAUGGCCAUUUAUCUGCUACAUUGGCAAGAGUUAACAACCAAAUGUCAUUUGAGAAGCGUGCAAGUUCCAUGGAAGAUGUGGAGUAUAAGGAUGUAUAUGAAGUUGGAUACCAGCCACCAAGAGGUGAAUGUCUGAGCAAUGAAUCUCCAAGGAGGCCCAAUGAAGAUCACGACAAGAGAAGGAUGGAUCUUGUCCGCCAGAAGUUUGUUGAAGCAAAGCAGCUAGCAUCACAUGAUAAUCUCCUCCAGUCGAAAGAGUUCCAUGAUGCUCUUGAAGUUCUGAAUUCAAACAAAGAUUUGUUUCUCAAAUUUCUCGAAGAACCUAACUCGCUCUUUGCAAAGCAAUCUGGAGAACUUCAUUCUGCACCAACAUCACCUCAAAGAAAGCGCAUUACCGUGUUGAAGCCCUCGAAAUCAGUGGACACAAGGGAUGACAAAGCAAUUAAAAGGCAGAAAAACCAUGCAGUUGAUGGAAACAGGGUAGAAAGAAGCAAUAGUCACAAGUCUGAUGCUGCUCAUGUGAAAGUCGAAAGGCUUCCGAAACACACCCGGAUAGUGGUCUUGAAACCAACCUCAGCAAUUGCUUCCAUGGAGCAAUUUGACCAAAAUUAUCAUGCUGAUCUGGAUGAUUCUGAAGCACCUGCUAUAUCAAGGCGUUUGAGUGAUGAGAUAGAUUGGUCAGUGCAUGGGAUGUGUCGACGCCACAAUGAAUCAAAUCCUAUGAGCGCAUAUAGACCAUAUGAUCAAUAUGCUGAAGAAGAGGGCGCUAGCUUAAGUGACUCGGAUAUUGGAACUCCAACAUCACGUCAUUCUUGGGAGUACAUCUACCGGUUUAGCAAUCCUUACUUUGGCUCAUCUUUGAGCCAUGCUUCUUGUUCUCCCGAGUCACAUGUGACUAAGGAGGCUAAGAAAUAUACUUCUGACAGAUGGGCAAUUGUUCCGUCCAGUGAGAUAACCCAGGGAAAGGUGCUAGUGCGAAGAAGUUUGAGCACACUUGGUGAAAUGCUUGCCAUGCCUGAUAUGAAGAAAGAAGAGGUUGCUGAUCAAGCAUCUCCGGAUGCUACUAGCCAAUUGUGCAGCAAUGAGCCAACAGUUGGUGUAUCAUCUAAUUGUGCUGUUGGUGAUGGUGAGGGAGAAAGCUCUCUCAGGAAGAUCUCAAGGUCAAGAUCUGUUCCGGUCUCUUCAUCAGCUUUUGACAGCCUAAGGUUAGAUGGUGGAUGUUCAGAGGCUCAACACAAAGAAUCUACAGCGUCGAAGGAUGUCAAACCUAAGAAUGGGAAGUCAUCUCUGAAGGGAAAGAUCUCAAGUUUCUUCUCAAAACGUAAGAAAACAGAAAAAGAGAAGGUUAACCCAUCUCCCUUGGGAACCCCGAAUAGUCAAGUUCCGUCAGCCAGUACUGUUGUAAUUGAUAAAUCAGAUGUUCCAGAACAUGUUUGUACUAACUUACAAAACGGUGUUGCUUUCGGCUAUUUGGAAGAGCGGUUCGAGAAUGGACCAACUGUAGUUCCGCUUGAUGAACUUGAAGCACCCUCUACUUCUAAGUCUCCAGUUUCCCUUGAGAAAGCACUGCCAUUUGAGAUCCGCAAUUCCCACUUCGAUCAGCCAAGCCCUACAUCAGUUCUUGAUGCACAAUUUGAUGAUGUCAAUGAGAAAUCUCCCAUUUCAUCAGAGAGAGCAAUUACUGUUAAGCAAGAACCUCUAUCUAGGUCGCUUCCAAUUGGAUCAAUUGCAAGGACCUUAUCAUGGGAUGAUGCUUCUCAAGAGGCUUCAUUGUGCUGUACCAAAGGUGAUAGCCAUGAGCAAGAACAGUAUGAGUUUGUUGAGAAGAUUCUAACGUCUGUUGGCUUCUGUAAUGAGAAGGCCCAAGACAUCUUUGUCCGGUGGCAUUCACUUGACUGCCCUUUGGACCCAGUUGUGCUUGACCAACUGCUGGAGCGCAAAGUGGAAGAUGCCAAGUGCAGAGAGAGACGGUCAAACCAGAGGCUCCUCAUCGAUUCUGUCAAUGCUGCUCUACUAGACAUUGGCCAACGUAAACUUUGGGGUGCAUACCCUUGUACUGCACGGUAUUCCAAUGCACCGAGAGUUGCUACAUGUGAUGUGCUAGUAACCGAUGAAGCAUGGAGGUUAGUGAAAAGUUGGCUCUUCGAUGAUGAGAACGAUAUUGCCGGUUUGGGAGACAAUGCAGGCCUUGCAGCGGAUUGGGUUGUCGAUAAGGAGAUUCAUGGCAAAGGGUGGUCUGAAAUGCUGCGGUCCGAGGUGGAUGAAAUCAGCAAGGAGAUAUGCGGGGAUGUCCUGAGCGAGUUGGUUGGGGAGGCAUUUUCAGAGCUUGCUGAUGCUGAGUGCCAUUGAAGCUGCUUUAUUUUCCCUGCUUGUGGCGUCCACCUGUUGCUUUUAUUUCCAAUCUGGUGGAGACCGUCCCCUGAGGCUGAUCUGCACUACCCAGAGCUGUUCUUGUGUGUAUAUUGCCCUCAUAACUGUUUUGUAUGCCGCUCAAAUGUUCCUCAUCACCAUCGAUCCAUUCACAGCAAUAACUUUAUGAAUACAGCUGCUGCAUUUCAAAUUCUUUACGCCACAUGUUCUGUUCUCUGCUAUGUGGUGUCAAAAAAUAGAUGUAUGUAAAGCUGGAGGCCUCAAGCGCUGUGCUGUGCAGCCUUAGUGCUAAUUGCAGGCUCCUAGAGGAUAAUUACCUUUGUCUAUCACUUCCAAGCAAGCAUGAUUAGAGGCCAUGUGCCUCCUUCCUUGAAA